UCUGCGUACCAGCUGAUGCUCCAACCAACUGAACUACCUGGCCAGGGCUAAGAUAGCAUACCUCUGAAAUGUAAUGAUAAAAAAAGAAAAGAAAAAAAGAAAGGUGGGGAUAAUUUUUCUAGACCCCACAGGGCAAGAACAACUCAAUGUUUCCUUGUUCCCCCGCAUACCAUCUCUACGUGCAUUUAUGUAAAUGUUAGCUAUCCCAUACCCACGAAUGUAAAAAUAUGUUUCUGUUUUGCCUUUUUACCCAGUCCCAGAUUAUUUCCUCCAACUCCCUUAAUCUAUCACCGAUGGAUUUCAUGUAACCCUCUCUGCCGCUCCUCCUUUCAUUUUAAUGUGUAAAAAAAUAAGCUGCUGAGCUGCCCGUUCUCCAGAGCAUGUUCUCAAUUCCUUGAAAUUUUGCUCCCCCGCGAUUGUCAGUUUGGCUCAAAUUCAUAAGAAUUCUCUACAGAUUUGGGCGUUUCUUAACGUCCACAUUCAUUUUAGAAGUUAUGUCACUGAUCCUUACAGGAAGGCAGGCAGUCUGGCAAGCGUGGGCGCUCCACUCACGCGGAAGCCACGCAGUCCGAGGCCCGCGGGGGUGGGAAGGUCCCGCCGCAAAGUCUUCCUUACCGCAGGGCCGGGUGCAGCGAAGGGAGCCGAGUGGGAGGAUCUUUGGAAUCUCACUAAGCCCAGUCCCAUCCUCACCGAGCCCGGCGACUCCGGGUUCCGUUUCCACCGCGGGGUUGGCCGGGAGCCUCCCAGACUCACCUCACCUCGCAGUCUCUUCCCUGCAGCUCCCGACAAUACAACGCAGGCCCUGACCCAGACGAGGGCUCCCCAGUCCCCCUGCCCCAUGGAGAAAGUGCCUCACCAGGCCUCCAGGCUGCAACGAAACAAGCAAAGAGCCCCCGCCACGGAUAACGGCCGGCUCGGCCGUUCCAGCGGUCCUGCGGCGGCGGGAGACGCGGGCCCCUCCGCGCAAGCGCAAAAGAGCCCCUGCGUCUGCGCACCGCGAGCCCCUCCCGCGCGCUUGGCCUCUCGCGGCUUCUUCCCGCCUGCCUCCCGCUCUCACUUCCGGGGUUUCCCGGCGACGGCCGUAAGUGGCGGACGGAAGCGGCCCACGAGGCCCGCCGUAAACGGCUCCCUCGCGCCACUUCCUGCCGGCUUCCACAGACGGCGCUGGUGGGGGAUCGAGAGGGACCGGAGGUCGUUCCCGGCGGCAGGAGCCAUGGAGAUGCCGCUGCCACCCGACGACCAGGAGCUUCGAAAUGUCAUCGACAAACUGGCCCAGUUCGUGGCUCGCAACGGGCCGGAGUUUGAGAAGAUGACGAUGGAGAAGCAGAAGGACAACCCAAAAUUCUCGUUUCUGUUCGGAGGCGACUUCUACAGCUACUACAAGUGCAAGCUAGCGCUGGAACAGCAGCAGCUCAUCUGCAAGCAGCAGGCCCCAGAGCUGGAGCCAGCCGCAGCACUGCCACCCCUCACACAGCCUCCGUUGGCCUCUGCUGCACCCAUCCCACCCGCCCAGGGAACCCCGUCAAUGGACGAGCUCAUCCAGCAGAGCCAGUGGAACCUGCAGCAGCAGGAGCAACACCUGCUUGCCCUCAGACAGGAGCAGGUGACAGCAGCCGUGGCCCAUGCGGUGGAGCAGCAGAUGCAGAAGCUCCUUGAGGAGACGCAGCUGGACAUGAACGAGUUUGACAACCUGCUGCAGCCCAUCAUUGACACGUGCACCAAAGAUGCCAUCUCGGCCGGGAAGAACUGGAUGUUCAGCAACGCUAAGUCCCCUCCGCACUGUGAGCUGAUGGCAGGCCACCUCCGGAACCGCAUCACAGCUGAUGGGGCGCACUUUGAGCUGCGGCUGCACCUCAUCUACCUGAUCAAUGAUGUGCUGCACCACUGGGCCCUGACGCGCGGAAGGUCUCUCCCUCACAGCCAGCGCAAGCAGGCCAGGGAGCUGCUGGCCGCCCUGCAGAAGGUGGUGGUGCCCAUCUACUGCACCAGCUUCUUGGCCGUGGAGGAGGACAAGCAGCAAAAGAUUGCCCGGCUCCUGCAGCUCUGGGAGAAGAACGGCUACUUUGACGACUCCAUCAUCCAGCAGUUACAGAGCCCAGCCCUGGGGCUCGGCCAGUACCAGGCAACGCUUAUCAAUGAGUACUCCUCGGUGGUCCAACCAGUGCAGCUGGCCUUCCAGCAGCAGAUCCAGACCCUCAAGACGCAGCACGAAGAGUUUGUCAACAGCCUGACCCAGCAGCAGCAACAGCAACAGCAGCAGCCGCAGAUCCAGAUGCCACAAAUGGAAGCUGAAGUCAAAGCCACACCACCACCACCCGCCCCACCGCCAGCCCCUACGCCCGCCCCAGCCAUCCCACCAACCACCCAGCCCGAUGACAGCAAGCCUCCCAUCCAGAUGCCUGGUUCCUCUGAAUAUGACGCCUCAGGAGGGGUCCAGGACCCUGCAGCCACCGGCCCCCGGGGCCCUGGGCCCCACGACCAGAUUCCACCUAACAAACCCCCGUGGUUUGACCAGCCUCACCCCGUUGCUCCUUGGGGUCAACAGCAGCCUCCCGAGCAGCCCCCCUACCCACACCACCAGGGUGGGCCACCCCACUGUCCACCUUGGAACAACAGCCAUGAGGGCAUGUGGGGUGAACAGCGUGGGGACCCAGGCUGGAACGGCCAGCGCGACGCACCCUGGAACAGCCAGCCUGACCCCAACUGGAACAGUCAGUUCGAGGGGCCCUGGAACAACCAGCACGAGCAGCCGCCCUGGGGUGGUGGCCAGCGAGAGCCGCCCUUCCGCAUGCAGCGGCCACCACACUUCCGCGGGCCCUUCCCACCCCACCAGCAGCACCCACAGUUCAACCAGCCACCGCACCCCCACAACUUCAACCGCUUCCCGCCCCGCUUCAUGCAGGAUGACUUUCCCCCGAGACACCCCUUCGAGCGGCCCCCCUAUCCUCACCGCUUCGACUACCCUCAGGGGGACUUCCCUGCUGAGAUGGGACCCCCUCACCAUCACCCUGGCCAUCGCAUGCCACAUCCUGGGAUCAAUGAACACCCUCCCUGGGGGGGACCUCAACACCCCGACUUUGGCCCUCCUCCCCAUGGCUUCAACGGGCAGCCACCCCACAUGCGGCGACAGGGCCCUCCCCACAUCAACCACGAUGACCCCAGUCUGGUCCCCAACGUUCCCUACUUCGAUCUCCCCGCCGGGCUAAUGGCCCCCCUCGUGAAGCUAGAAGAUCACGAGUAUAAGCCAUUGGACCCUAAAGACAUCCGCCUUCCACCUCCCAUGCCACCCAGUGAGAGGCUGCUGGCGGCCGUGGAGGCCUUUUACAGCCCGCCUUCCCAUGACAGGCCAAGGAACAGCGAAGGCUGGGAGCAGAACGGCCUCUACGAGUUCUUCCGAGCAAAAAUGCGGGCCCGACGGCGGAAAGGCCAGGAAAAGAGGAGCAGCGCACCCUCACGGUCUCGGAGCAGAUCCAAAAGCCGAGGGCGCUCCUCCUCUCGCUCCAACUCGCGGUCUUCCAAGUCGUCCGGCUCCUACUCCAGGUCCCGGUCCCGCUCCUGCUCCCGGUCCCGCUCCUACUCCCGGUCCCGCUCCAGGAGCCGCAGCCGAUCCCGCUCCUCGAGAAGCCACUCGCGCUCCCGCUCCCGCUCCCGGUCCAAGUCCUACUCGCCGGGAAGGAGGCGUCGGUCGCGGUCCAGGAGCCCCACUCCGCCUUCCUCAGCUGGUCUAGGUUCUAACUCAGCACCUCCUAUACCUGACUCCAGGCUUGGGGAAGAGAACAAAGGACAUCAGAUGCUGGUGAAAAUGGGCUGGAGUGGAUCUGGUGGCCUCGGCGUGAAAGAGCAAGGGAUCCAGGACCCCAUCAAGGGGGGGGACGUGCGGGAUAAGUGGGACCAGUACAAGGGAGUGGGAGUGGCCCUGGACGACCCCUACGAAAACUACCGCAGGAACAAGAGCUACUCCUUCAUCGCCCGCAUGAAGGCCAGGGACGAGUGCAAGUAGGCUGGUGAGGAGCCGUGCCAUGCGCCGCAGCUGGCAAUGGGACCUUCCUGGCUACUGGAUGUGGAAGGUGGUAGGGACCUCUGUUCUCACAGCCUCCGUUUUGGGGAGCUACAGAAGAGGCCACCAUAGCAUACCUAGUGGCCAGUGCCAUGCUCUACUGCGGGAGGCACAGGCCCCACCUGCAAACCAGCUUUCACACGGAAGGAAGACUCGCGUGAGGACACCCUGCACUCAUUCCCUGGACAGUGAAGCGAGAAACAUGAGCCUCUCCCCUGGACAAGAAUCCGGACACCUGUAGGAAUGGAUUUGUCUCUUCCCAGUCAGAUGGGAGUCUCUGCUUAAAUCAGCAAGCAUGUGUGCAGGAGGCCUUGCGAGCACCGGCGCCCGGACUGGGGGUGCAGCCGGCCAGCUCUACAGCCUGCACCUCCCACUUAGGCCGUGACAGAGCUCAGGCCAGGCGCUAGUAUUGCUCACUCUUUAACAGGAAAAACAAAACCUUGAUUUGCAACAUUAAACAGGGUUUUCAUUUGUACUCCAAAUGGUUUAGUUUUUAAAAACAUGUUGAUCUCAGAUGAUCCCCAGUGAGAUAAUUUGGAACUUGAUUCCUCCAAGACAUACUGGCCCUUAGUUAUUUUAGUUAAGUUGAAUUUUUUUUUUUUUUUUAAACAUUAGCCAUUUGCUGUUAUCUCCAGAAAGAAAAGGAUCUAAGGAGAUGGAUCUGAGACAUCUUCAGGUCACAGGAUGAUACCCGUGGAGGACCUGUGCCCUUAAUGUCUACUUGUGUUUUUCACUUAAAAGAACCCCGACACCAGCACUUGCUGCAAUAGUCCAUUCAGACCCAGUGUGGGGAGGGGCCACAGGCCUUGCCUCCUGCUCUGUCACUUCCUUCCCCCCCACCCCCCUCCCACCACGGGGAGGUGAGGCCUGGAGGGAGCCGCUGGCCACACUGGGAUCUGCUGCACUUAGUACCUUCAGGCAGUAGGUGCGGUGCCCUUUAUUUGUACAGAAACAUUUUCAAAAAAUUCUUUUGGAUAAGAUGCAAAACCUCCAACUUUUCAACCUGAUGUGAUAAAAUAUUUGAUUUUGUUCUAGGUUUCCUGUAGCUGUGAAUUGUUUAAAUGUGUCUGAUUCAGGAUAUAAAGCAUAAACGUGCUGUUAACAAUUUCUUGUGGGUUUUACUGUUUUGCCUUCAAAUAAAGACUUUUUCAUAAAG
This is a messenger RNA of Pipistrellus kuhlii (Kuhl's pipistrelle), 5213 nucleotides long. It is a transcript of the gene CHERP, whose product is annotated as calcium homeostasis endoplasmic reticulum protein. The transcript has 17 exons. Gene Ontology annotation, biological process: intracellular calcium ion homeostasis; RNA processing. Gene Ontology annotation, cellular component: perinuclear region of cytoplasm. The record is from RefSeq and is a predicted model, not a curated record. The coding region runs from base 839 to 4000 and encodes 1053 amino acids. Gene Ontology annotation, molecular function: RNA binding. NCBI's taxonomy places the organism in Eukaryota, Metazoa, Chordata, Mammalia, Chiroptera, Vespertilionidae.